Messenger RNA from Funneliformis caledonium, 340 nucleotides. The record is from the annotation of a GenBank genome assembly. Lineage: Eukaryota; Fungi; Glomeromycota; Glomeromycetes; Glomerales; Glomeraceae.
UAAUGGUGAAUUUAAAGCUGGUAUUUCCAAAGACAGUCAAACUCGUGAACAUGCUCAUUUGGCUUAUGCUCAUGGUGUAAAACAACUUAUUGUUGUUAUCAAGAUGGAUAAAAGCUGGUCAGAAGAACGUUGCAACGAAAUCGUUAAAGAACCGUUUACAAAUUUGGUGGUCCCAGAAGGUCGUGUCGAAACUGGUGUUAUCAAGGCCGUUGAAGGAUUACCUGGUGACAACAUUGGUUUUAAUGCCAAAUCAAGAAAAUUCGUUAUGUAUGUCUGCUCUAAUUCUAAGAACGACCCUGUUAAGGAAGCUGCUUCCUUCCAAGCUCUAGUUUUUUUUUAA